This is a messenger RNA of Striga hermonthica, 699 nucleotides long. The record is from the annotation of a GenBank genome assembly. Lineage: Eukaryota; Viridiplantae; Streptophyta; Magnoliopsida; Lamiales; Orobanchaceae.
AUGAGCGCCGCCGCCUUGAUUCCAACAACCAACGCCGCCGCAUCACGAAUUCCCUCAUUCCCCACCGCUCAAACCCGUAGAAAAUCUCCGGUUUCCGUCAUGAAUUCACUUUUAACCGAGGCGGCGGGGGACCAGGCGGCGACGGAGGCGGAAUCCGCCCCCCGCCGCCUCAUUUUGCUACGCCACGCCAAGAGCUCCUGGAAAAACCGUUCCCUCAAAGAUCACGAUCGGCCUCUGAGUAAAUCCGGACGAGCUGAUGCUGUGAAGCUCUCGAAGAAACUCGACAAGUUGGGUUGGGUUCCUCAGCUCAUAUUAUCCAGUGAUGCGCUGAGAACACGUGAAACGUUGCAAAUCAUGCAAGAGCAAAUACGAGCUUUCUUGGAAGCCGAGGUGCAAUUUAUUUCAAGCUUUUACUCGGUUGCAGCCAUGGAUGGGCAAACAGCUGAGCACCUUCAACAGGUUAUUUGUAGAUACACGAGUGAUCGAAUCUUUACGAUAAUGUGUAUGGGGCAUAAUAGAGGAUGGGAGGAGGCAGCUUCUAUGUUAUCUGGAACCCCUGUAGAACUGAAAACUUGCAAUGCUGCUUUGUUAGAAGCAACUGGGAAAUCAUGGGAAGAGGCAUUUUCGUUAGCAGGGUUUGGUGGUUGGAAACUACACGGCAUUGUAAAACCCGACACGCAGGUGGAGGGAAGUUUUUGA